Molecule: messenger RNA, 468 nt
Organism: Anisakis simplex (herring worm)
Lineage: Eukaryota; Metazoa; Nematoda; Chromadorea; Rhabditida; Anisakidae
Source: the annotation of a GenBank genome assembly
AUGAACAUCAGAGAUCUGUUCUGCUACACGUGCCCAGCUGGUCCAGCCGGCCCACAAGGUAUUCCCGGCCCCAAGGGACCUAUGGGAGCACCAGGCGCAACCGGCGCAGAUGGUAUCUCACAGAAAGCCGGACCACCAGGACCAGUCGGCCCACAAGGACCACCCGGAGCAGCCGGAGCAGCCGGCGCCAAAGGACCAGCCGGCCCAGACGGUCAACUCAUCCCAGGCGGUGGCGUGCCCGGCCCAGCCGGCCCAACCGGUGCCCAGGGACCAAAAGGUGCCGAUGGAGCACCAGGCGCUGACGGACCAAAGGGACCAGAUGGCCAGACCGGUCUUCAAGGAGAUGCUGGUGCCGAUGGCGCCCCAGGUGCACCAGGAGCCACUGGCGCACCAGGUAUGCCAGGUAAAGACGGACUUCCAGGUGGUUGUGAUCAUUGCCCACCCCCAAGAACCGCACCAGGAUAUUAA